AUGCCAGGGUUCCCACGCCUGGGUGCUCCAGGGCUCUACACGGAACCUGCCCUGCCCACUCACGGACUCUUGCUGCAAUCACAGUUCCUUCCGGAUGGAUUGAUCAGCACACAUGACCGUUACGGUACAAUCCACGAUAACAUGUCGGCGCGCCGUGCAGGGCGUCCAUGCAGGGUCAAGAUACCAAUCUACCGGGACAAGAACACGCCCUGGCCAUGGAAAGAGUCGCUUCAAUUUCCUCACCAGAACAAUGCUCAAGAGGCCGAUGCGAGACAGAAUCACGACAAUUCAGCAGAGAACUUUAUAUAUGGCGAUAGCAUGGCAUUCGGACCGAGUUUCUGCGGGCUCCAGGUCACGAUGCAGGCGCGAAACCUCCGGGAAGCACGUUACCUGCACGAUCAAUUAUCUCCGCUGGGCCCCAUUCUCAUGGCAUUGUCGGCGGCGUCACCCUUCUUUCGUGGAUUUCUCACGAAUACAGACGUUCGAUGGAAUCAGGCGGCUUCGGCGGUGGAUGAUAGAACUACGAAUGAGCUUCAUUCAAAUACUAUCAAGCCCGCUGGCUUGCAUGCACGCUGGUCAUCGACGGCAAUGUACAUCUCUGACGACUCGCAACUUCAGCCGGCCUACAACUCACCUGAGAUUAAAGCUGACCCAGCAAUCAAGCGAUACCUCGAGCAUCACAGCAGCAUGGAUUCCCUGCUGGCUUCGCACUACGCCAACAUCCUUACUCGCGAUCCUAUCGCCUUGACAAAGAACGAACUCCGAUCCCACGAAAGCCUCGAUCUCUUUGAGAUUCUCCACUCUGCAGUCUGGCCGCAUGUCGACUUCAAACUGCCCUCUAAAGACGGUGCGGCAGGAUGGCGAGUUGAAUUUCGACCCCUGGAAGUCCAAUUGACUGAUGUCGAAAAUGCGGCGUUCGCGGUGUUUGUUACCUUGGUCGCCCGCACUAUUUUGCACUACGGGCUCAACUUCUACAUCCCCAUAGAUAAGGUCGCAGAGAACAUGGAGAGAGCACACACGCGAAAUGCGGUCCGCGAGCAGAAAUUCUUCUUCCGUCUGAAGGUGGGGCGGGCGACAUUAGAUGAAGAAGCGCCGGGAUCAGAAAAUCCAGACCAAGAAUAUACACUCAUGACCAUGACAGAGAUCAUGAAUGGAUCUCUGAGCUUGCAAAAUUCAAAGGGUCACUCCUUCCCGGGCAUUAUUCCACUCGUGCAGUCCUACAUUCUAGAGGUCUUUGAGAGUGUCUCCGGUGAUGAUAGACGGACGAUAGACAAGUACCUGGACAUCAUUCGAAAAAGGGCCACGGGGGAAAUGCUCACACCGGCGAGCUGGAUGCGACAGUUUGUGCAAGGACAUCAGGACUAUCACCAGGAUAGCUUUGUCUCGGAGCUUGCCUGCUAUGAUUUGAUGAAGGUCGUCAAGGCUUUGGGGGAUGGGAGGAUUGAUCCUGCAGAGCUGUUUCUUUGUGGACAAGGGACAAAGAAGGACAAAUUUUAA
Molecule: messenger RNA, 1497 nt
Organism: Fonsecaea nubica
Lineage: Eukaryota; Fungi; Ascomycota; Eurotiomycetes; Chaetothyriales; Herpotrichiellaceae
Exons: 2
Coding region: 1-1497 (498 amino acids)
Biological process (GO): glutathione biosynthetic process
Cellular component (GO): glutamate-cysteine ligase complex
Molecular function (GO): glutamate-cysteine ligase activity
Source: RefSeq, a predicted model, not a curated record